GCCUCACGACACUGGCUCUUCGUCCACCAACAGAGGCCAGUUCGCGAGUAUUUUUUAAUUCCCCGUCUCUCUUUUGAAAUUCCCGACUACGCGCUCUAUCGCUCUGUGACAUUUACAAUUUCGACGUAAAUUUAAAAAAUCAGCGUCUUUUAUCUUUCGAGAGUCGCGUCAAACGGCGUGUUGCAGAGCGCGGAUAAGUUAAAAAGUGAAGGCGAUCGAAGGCGAAUAAACUUUUAUUGAAUAUUCAUCGCUACGACCUCGAUUGCAAUGGAUCCGGAGAGUUUCAAAGAUUUUGCGAAGGAAAUGGCGGAUUUCAUCGCCAAUUAUCUGGAGAACAUUCGUGAUCGGAGAGUAUUGCCAACGGUUGAGCCCGGAUACAUGAAGCCUUUGCUCCCAACCGAAGCUCCUCAAUCACCAGAAAAAUGGCAAGACGUAAUGGCAGAUAUCGAACGAGUUAUUAUGCCAGGUGUUACUCACUGGCAUAGCCCAAGAUUCCACGCUUACUUUCCAACUGCUCAAUCUUAUCCGGCCAUCGUAGCUGACAUGCUCAGCGGAGCAAUCGCUUGCAUCGGAUUUACUUGGAUUGCAAGUCCGGCUUGCACCGAGCUCGAAGUCGUGAUGCUCGAUUGGCUGGGAAAAAUGCUCGAUCUUCCAAACGAAUUUUUGGCUUGCAGCGGAGGAAAAGGCGGUGGCGUUAUUCAGGGUACAGCUAGUGAAGCAACUCUCGUCGCUCUUUUGGGUGCCAAGGCACGAAAGCUUCACGAAGUGAAAGAGGAACAUCCAGAUUGGAAGGAGCCCGAAAUAAUUGGAAAAUUGGUGGCUUAUGGUUCAUGUCAAGCUCACAGCUCGGUGGAACGUGCCGGCCUCCUCGGUGGUGUGCAGUUUCGACUGCUUCCGGUUGAUUCGAAAAACAAACUACGGGGAGAAACAUUGGCCGAAGCAAUUCGCGAGGAUCGUGAAAAGGGCCUCAUACCUUUUUACGCGGUUGCAACACUCGGGACGACUGCCGCAUGCGCCUUUGAUCGAUUGGACGAAAUGGGACCCGUCGCGAAUCGGGAAGGUGUCUGGCUUCACGUUGAUGCCGCAUACGCAGGCUCGGCUUUCAUUUGCCCCGAGUUUCGCUACCUCAUGAAAGGCAUUGAAAACGCCGAAUCCUUCGAUUUUAACCCGCAUAAAUGGAUGCUCGUCAAUUUCGAUUGUUCUGCGAUGUGGCUCAAGGAUCCUACUUGGGUUAUAAACGCUUUCAAUGUUGAUCCACUUUACCUCAAACACGACCAGCAAGGAUCGGCUCCUGAUUAUCGACACUGGCAGAUCCCUCUGGGACGUCGUUUCCGGGCUCUGAAGCUUUGGUUCGUUUUGCGAUUGUACGGUGUCGAGAAUCUCCAAAACUUCAUAAGAAGCCACGUCUCACAGGCUCAUGAGUUUGAAGCUCUCGUGCGUGGGGAUCCCCGAUUCGAAAUUGUUGCAGAAGUUGUCCUCGGCCUCGUUUGUUUCCGACUUAAGGCAUCGAAUGACGUCAACGAGGCCCUUUUGAAGAAGAUCAACGGAGCUGGAAAUAUUCACCUCGUCCCAUCAAAAAUCGAAGACAUGUACUUCCUUCGUUUUGCCAUAUGCUCGCGAUUCAGCGAGAGCAAAGAUAUCCAAAGCUCUUGGCGGGAAAUAAAACUCCGCGCUGACGAACUGCUCGACGAACAAUCCAUUCCCAAGUGAUGGCGGGCUCAGAUAACACGUGGCUGUCGAGCUCUAGCUCCUGCUACAUGUAAUCAAUCGUAACUCGUUUCUCUCCACUUUUUCUCACUAGUUUCCCCCCAUUUUUCAUACUUUUCUCUUUUUUCUUUACAGUUUGACUUUCAUUCAGUAAAAAUCCUCUUCAUUUUAUAAUUAAGCCUUUUCAUUUCGCGAAUCAUGAGCGAAUAUUUAAUUUUUUCUUCAUCGAACAACAGUGAGUUUUCAUUUCUUUUAUGCUCUUCUCUCAAAACUCGAAAAUUAUAAAAAUAUCUAAUUUAAAACAAAACAAAAAAAAAAAAAAAGAAAAUUUUCGAGCACUUCUGUACGAAUUAUUAUUGUUUCAGGACGUAUUUAUUUUUCAAUUUAUCAAAAUAAGAUCCAACAAUGCUUUUCCGCACAACGUGGCGGAAAACGAGAAACUUGACUUAAAAAUUCGUUGUAAUUCAGCGCUUCCGAAAAACACUAUUUUUUCUCCUAAGUUUGUUCCUACGACGAGCGAUAAUCCAACGUAGUAAAAAUAAUAGUUUUGAUCGCAUAGAAAAACUUAGUAGAUUUCAAAAUAAUUGUCAAAUAAUGGACGAUUAUUAUUCUGAUCAGAAAUCAAAAAUAUCUUGUUGAAUUUUGUCGCUGGGUGCGUUCGAAAAAUUCCCACCUAAAUAGUGUAAAUUAAACAACUCGAUGUUCUUCGCUUACUGUAAAAGAGCGAUAUACGUUAAAUUUCUGGGAUUUAACAGAAAAAGUGAAAUUCGAGAAGAAAAUAUAAUGUAAUUGAAGGUUAGAAUGUACAUAAGUGUAUUGUAUUAUAAAACGAGCGUUCAUGAACAUGGAAAAAGAUGUCUAAAAAUAAUUUUCAGGAACAGCGAAAAUAACAAGCUCUUGAAUAUUUAUGUAGCAAAUAUCGUUAUUUAUUGGUAAUUUUAUCAACGAGGCAAUACACGAAUUUAUUCUUCAUAAUAUGCGCUCGCGUUUCAUAGCUGCAGUCCAAGACAAUAAAACUCUAUUUUAGGGACCACGACAAAGAGAUUAAAAAUUUCUCUUGGUAUCAUGGGACCAACGAGUAUAAAUUCGUUUUCGUGUCACAUUUUUUUCGACUUAUUCUUCUGUAUUUAUCUGUAAAGUAUUUUUGAUAAUUAUUGCGAAUCGCAGAUCCGAAAUUUGUUCUAAUUUUCUUCACACCACUCCGACGAUAAAAAAUCCUGUCAUUGUGACCUUCCAAACAGGGUCAGUGGAAAAGACGAUUAUUUUAGAAAAUGAGAAAAAUAAUUUUCAAAGGUUCCUUCAUUCUCUGAGAAAAGCUCACAAAGCAAGAAACAAAUAAUGAACCUAAUCAAAACCAAACAAAUAGAAAAAAAAAGUCAAAUAAAAAAGAAAAUCCUUCAAACCUUUUGAAAUUGACACAAAGAAGAAAAAUAUUGAACCGAUAUUGAACUGGAAUCGCGAUUCGCAUUAAUCAUCGUAUUGUGCAUUAAUGAUAUGACAAUGUUGUCAAAAAAAAAAGAAAAUUCUUAAUGUAAUUGUUCGAUAGAAUGAAAAUAUUGUUGAUUAGUGUGUUACAAUAAACGAUCGUCGUGCAAAUCUA
Molecule: messenger RNA, 3307 nt
Organism: Venturia canescens
Lineage: Eukaryota; Metazoa; Arthropoda; Insecta; Hymenoptera; Ichneumonidae
Gene: Ddc
Product: aromatic-L-amino-acid decarboxylase
Exons: 9
Coding region: 268-1710 (480 amino acids)
Biological process (GO): amino acid metabolic process; serotonin biosynthetic process; catecholamine metabolic process
Cellular component (GO): cytoplasm
Molecular function (GO): aromatic-L-amino-acid decarboxylase activity; pyridoxal phosphate binding
Source: RefSeq, a predicted model, not a curated record